This is a messenger RNA of Ipomoea nil (Japanese morning glory), 969 nucleotides long. RefSeq lists its product as uncharacterized. The transcript is spliced from 4 exons. Lineage: Eukaryota; Viridiplantae; Streptophyta; Magnoliopsida; Solanales; Convolvulaceae. Bases 1 to 969 code for a protein of 322 amino acids. The record is from RefSeq and is a predicted model, not a curated record. Gene Ontology annotation, molecular function: nucleic acid binding; RNA-DNA hybrid ribonuclease activity.
AUGAGGGAUCAAUGUUACUUCGAUGCAGCGUACGACCCACAGACAAACAAAGCAGCGGUGGGAGCCAUUAUUCUAAAUUGGCAAGGACAUUAUGUUUCGGCUAUAACUGCCCCUAUGAUAGACUGUUUUUCGCCCCUAAUGGCGGAGGCCUUUGAUGGGGAAUACUAUGUUGCUGCUGAGAUCUUGGGUUUAGAUCUUGAUGAUGGGUGGUACUAUGUAUCAUGCAUGUCAGCCGGCUGUAAUAAGAAACUAAAAGAAAACGGAGGAUCACUUGUGUGUACUAAGUGUCAUAAGCCAUAUACUCAGGGUACAGUCAGGUAUAAGGUGGUUAUCAUGGCUUUAGACAAGAGUGGAGAUGCCCCACUGUUGCUUUGGGACAGAGAAGUGGCUGAGCUGGUUGGAAUCCCUGCUUGUCUUUUGUAUCAGAAAUACAAGGAGGUUGAUGUUGAAGUACCCCCUGAGUUGGAUGCUAUUGUGGGAAUGAAGAUGUUGUUUAAAGUAGGGUUAAAACUGGCUCUAAAGCGGGGUAAUAAUUCUCCUUUCAAUGUGUUUAGACAAGGGAUGGGUGAUCUGUCAUACCUCAAUGAUAGUGCAAUUUUGGCUCCAACAUUGGAUGUCGUAGAUAGCAUUAACCAAUACAUGAAUGACCAUAAUCCGGCUGAGGGAAAGACAUACUUGAGUUGUGAUUCAGUUUGUAAAUCAGAUUCAAAUGUUGAUAUGUUAGCAGAUUUGCACACUCCCGAAUUCUUGAAUGGCCUUAGAUGUUCUGGAGUACCAAAUCAUGCUUUGACAUUGAAAGUUGGGUCACCUGUUAUGCUCUUGAGAAAUAUUGAUCACACACUCGAAUUAUGCAACGGUACAAGGUUGAUUGUUACUAGGUUAGCUGAUCACGUGUUGGAAGGCAAGAUCAUGUGCGGUACCAAUGCUGGAACAAGACGGUUUCAAGAGUUAGUAGCCCAAGGGGUUUGA